ACAGUGCAGAGGAGAGACGGGCUGAUCCGAAGACCCGUCUUUCUUUCGAAAAGAAAGAAAAUAGCUGGAACAAAACGCCGUGUCUUUGCGCAUCCCGGUCGACCAUGCUGGCGAUCCGACGAUGUAUUACUACUGCAAUCGGAGUAAAAUGAGCGCAGCCGGGCCCGCGGCGGAGGGUCCGCAGAGCUGCUGCGGCGGCGGCGGCGGAGGAGGAGCAGUGGAAGGAGCAGAAGAAGGAGGAGGAGGAGGCUGCGGCGAGCUGGUGAACGGAAAGGGCGACCGAGAGAUCCGCCAGACCAGCAAGAAGGCCCGAUCAGUCAGCCAGCGGGAGAGCGCCACCUGUAAUGCCGCACAUGCGACACGGAAAUCGCGCGCAGAAGACGGCUCGUUGUUGAACGGCGUGAAGUCCGGGAAAUGCGCAGCGCACGGACAAGAGGAUCAUGGAUAUACCGUCAUUAAUCCUGAGAGAAACGGGGGGUUACGGGGUUCGAACCUGAUGGAAGCGGGUAGGACGACGACGCGCACCGGGAUGCGGGCGUUUCAGAAAGCGGACGCCGCGGUUAGCAAGCGUCGGGGCUGCAGUUUCAGCCGGGCCUCCAAGAGGGCGUGUUUCUCCGGAAAUCUAGCAGGAAAUGGACCGAACCUUGCGGAGACGUUUAGAGACAGUCGAGAAGAGGGUUCAGAUAAAAACGACCGUGUGGAAAGAGCUGAAAUGAACGCAUGCGCAUGCAGCACGACCAAAGGGCGCGUCAGGCUGUACCGGGUCCGCUCCUUUCUGACCGGACUCAAUGGAAACUCAUCCCAGCUGACUAACCACGAACCGUGCGAGUUAAAGCAACCACAGCGACCUAAAAGCAUGCACAAAUCCUCAUCCGACAGCCUCCCUCUUUCCCCCAGUGAAGCCCCAGAUGGAGGAUCUAGCAGCCCGGUAAUGAAUGGUACAACGUGCACCAGAGUUGAAGCAGGUGCAACAGAGUUAGGCAGCAUAAAGCAACUCGAAGAGGCCCACGGACAGGCCAAAAAGCGGCAGUUGCAGCUCGAGGAGCGGACCGACACCUUAUGGAGGCGACUCCAUGCAGUCCAGGUACAGCAGGUAGAACGGCAUGUCGGUCAGCAGCUGGGUGACCUGCGCAAGGCCAUCGUGGCCCCGAGAUCCACAGAGCUGAGCAGACUAGCGCGCAGCUGCAAUGAAGCGCUCCGACCAGCAGAGGUCGCACUGGACUCUGAUCACACCGCCAGCAGCUCUGGGGGUAGCAGUGGCAGUGAGGAGGAGGAGGAGGAGAAUGAUGAAGAAUCAGGGAGGCAUGGCUUACCAUCACAUGUCAAAUCAGGUCACAUAAACAAAGAAUGGCAGUGGAUGAAGGAGAGGGCGUGGCUUGGGAGUCGAUGGGUGUGGUUACAGGCUCAGGUGUCUGAGCUGGAGUAUCGAAUUCGUGCUCUUACUGCGCUCUACACGCACCUCAGACAGGGCAAGCUGAGAGCUGCUCACUCUGUGCCUGAAACGCCCCUCAGAGCACCGAGACCCUCGCCUGCAUCCAAUGACUGCAGGUCAUUAUCUGCUGGAGAUCCUCUCAGGAAGAGGCUAACAGAAGAGUCUGCCAUCUCAUCUCAAACCCUGCCCAACCCCAACUCAUCUGCUGCACGGGUUCGUCCGCUGCUGCGCCAACGUCGUCACAGGCUUAUCCGGCUGGAGCAAUGUACCGAGCUCAGGUCAAAGGCGGUGACGUUACCAUGUGCUUGCGAGCUUCCUGCUGUGUGCGUGUUGUGUGCUCCUUCUCGCCACCCAGCUGAAAAGGAGAAUUGUGAGACAGGGCUGGAUCAGUUUGUUCACCCUGUCCUCUCCAUGCCCUCGGAUUGUGGUAUGCCCCUGCUGUCCGGUACUCAAUCCUGCAGUGCCAUGCGGUGGAUGAGUGAGACAGCAUCCUCAUCAUGGCUGAGAAGACGGAGCCAGGGAUCACAAAAGGUGGGACGAGCAAGGAGAAGGCUUAUAUGUCCCCGACCACCAAGCACACUUCCUCCUCUGUUCAACAGCUCUGGUGGGUCCAAUUGCAGGAAUCAAAGACGCCUGCUUUCUCAUCGAGCGGCUGAUCUUUCACCUCUUCCUGUCCUACCCCCAGCUACAGACACACCCAUACAGCGGCGGCGAAGAGGUGAGAGCUCAUUUGAUAUUGAUAACUUGGUAAUGCCUUUGGGCCUGGCUGGACUAGGAGCACGAGUGCAGAAGUUGCAGUACAAAGAGAUCAUCACCCCCAGCUGGAGAGAGCUGGACUCUGUCUGUGGGGCCGCAGAGAAGCUCGAGGGUUCAGAUGUUCAGGGGCCGAACCAAGUGAAUACACCACACCAGCCCAACGGAGGAGCACUAGAAGAUGAAGACGAGGUGGAGGAUCUCUCUGAUGCUGUAUUUCUAAAGCGGCAUGCUGUGUGGGAGAGCAGAGAGAGGAGUCGCUGGGGAAGCUGGGCUCGCAGGCGUCGUCGGGGCAGGACCUCCUCCUGUUACGGUGACGGUAAGAGCUGUCGAGGUUUGGAGCAGACGUCGUGCUCUCCAGAACGCGAUUUGGAAAAGGGCUCACCAUGUAGCCCCCUCUUCUCUGGUGCAGAUGAUCCAUUCUACCAGAUGGAGGAUGAACAGCAGUCCACACAGCCGUGGGAGCGCAGGUCGUUUCCUCUGCUAGAUCCAGAGCUUCGUUGGCUGCAGGAAGACGAGGAGCCGGAGGAGGACCCCUGCGCUGCCAGCGGCCGCAGCCAGAGCACGGACUCGGGCAUCUCGGUGGGCAGCCUAGAGCUCUCACCGGGGACCCCCCUGCCGCAUCAGCAGCACUCAGGCGGCCGCAAACCAGCUGCCUCCACAACUCAGGAUUCUGACUCACAACCUCUUUCCAUAACCUCACCCACUUUACUUUCUUUCCAACUGCCCUCUCUUUCCUCACACAGCGCUCAUAAAAUUCCAUCCACUCACAGAAUCAGCAGGAGUGACUCCACUCUUUUGUGAACCAGUUUGGAAAAGCCACUCUCAGUCCACUUUUGUCCUCUAGUGUUCUGUAUCGUCCUAAUCUCAAGCCGUCUGUUUUUUUGUAGCCGUUUAACCAUACUAAUCACUACAGCCUGCAAACCUUCACCAUUCCUGCUGGCUUGGUCCUUCUACUAAUACUUGUCCAUAACCAUGUACAUUUUACACCAAGUAAAAAGAGGAUUUGUGGGGGCUUAUGUGGCAGUAGGGGGAAGAAUUGGAAAUAGGUUGGGGGUGAAGGAGGGUGGUGAAUGUCAAGAAGCUGUGUGGCUGUGUUUUGUGCUUUGCUCUCUGCAAGCUAAGCAGUACUUUGUCAUCAACACACGCUUACUGGAGAUGAGUCCAAAUUAGAAACCCAUCCAUCAAAUACAGUUCAGAUUAUUCAGUAUAGGUGUCAGAUCUUUCUCCUGCUUUCAUGUUGUUAACACGUUAGUUUGUUUUAGCUACAUCUCAUACUGUAGGUUCAUUUUACUGUCUGCUCUUUCAAAGAAAGGUUCAGUGUUAAUUUAAGUUCCACUUAAAUUUGAUUACAUAAACACACACACACACACACACACACACACACACACAGGAAAAUAUGUGUGGUGCCUGACGGCCUAGUUAAAGCAGUGCCGCUCUACUGAGGGUAAACUGAGAGGUUGAGGUUGACUGCUGGCAGAUUUAGCAAACUGUAGAGGCAAUUAAAUCAGCCAUCUAACCUAAAGUAGGUUAACUCACUGCCUCACAGGGAUUGUAUUUUUCGUUUGUGUUUAGCAUGCUGGACACUCACAUGCACUGCAUGGUUUUUGAAGACAGUAAGAUAAAGGUAGUACAACAGAACACAAGGCUGCCCAUAUUAUGUUUAAAACCACAGGGGAAACUUGGUUAAAGCUAUCAUAACCAUCAAAAAAUUCAGACCAGUGGUCGUUUUCUCUCAGUAAUUCCAGUCACCUCACAAUGUGGAUUUUUGUACAUUCGAUAACAUAACAUGCACACGUCCAGACUUCCAUCUCUUUCACCAUUCUUACUGUAAUUUUUCCAGUUUGUAGGACACAGAUGGGCUGACUGGUUCUCCUGUAUGUGGCUGGUGAAAGUUUUCUGUUUAUUCAUUAUCCGGACCUGUCUAAAGCAUUUUUCCCUCACUGUUGAGUUGAUCUAAAUGAGUUCACAUGUUCGUUAUCAGUACCUCAGCUGGUUUUAUUUUGUAAGUCAAGCACUACUUAAGGCUCCUGGAGGACAAACUCGUCCAGAAAGCUCAGCAAUAUAUACAGUGUAUCUUUAUAUAAAAGCACUACUCAUUACCCCUCUUAUUUUGUGAUUUUAUUUUUCUUGACGGAUCAUUUUUGCGCUUUGUUUAUUACUUAUAAAUAUAUGCAUUAUGGUUAUUCAUUUCUUUACAUGUAUAUAAACGUGUGUAAGUAUCUCCACUUAUUCUGCGCUUUGGUAGUCCCAUUUGAAUCAGCUCAACACCGGGUGGUUGGUUAUGUAAAGCAAAGCCAUUUGUGCAUACAAAUGCAAGUGUUGCAUAUACGUGUGUGAAUGUGUUUUGGACAGGUCCACUAGUAAAUGAAGGUUGGAGUUAAUAAAAAUAGACAUUUUGUAGAAAAGAAUACACAUGAAAAAAGGCUAUUUGAAGCAAUGCUCUCAGUGCGAAGAUCAAAUAAAAUUUAAAAAUAAGAA
Messenger RNA from Trichomycterus rosablanca, 4666 nucleotides. Its product is annotated as KAT8 regulatory NSL complex subunit 1. Gene Ontology annotation, molecular function: histone acetyltransferase binding. The record is from RefSeq and is a predicted model, not a curated record. The coding region runs from base 122 to 2989 and encodes 955 amino acids. NCBI's taxonomy places the organism in Eukaryota, Metazoa, Chordata, Actinopteri, Siluriformes, Trichomycteridae. Gene Ontology annotation, cellular component: NSL complex. The transcript is spliced from 12 exons.